CGCAGAGGGAGAGUGACAUGUGAAGGCGGAAGGUAUCAGAAUGACUGAGAGGGAAAUGGACACACCAAGAAGCAAGGGGAAAGAAGAUGAAAGCACAGAGAUGAGGAAGGAACGGGAGAAGAAGAAGCGCUCUCGGGUAAAACAGCUGCUGGCUGACAUUGCCAAGCAGGUGGACUUCUGGUUCGGUGAUGUUAACCUUCACAAGGAUCGCUUCCUGUGUGAGCAGAUUCAGAAAUCCAGAGAUGGCUUCAUUGAUCUUUCUCUACUGGCCUCAUUUAACAAGAUGAAGAAGCUGACUACAGAUGCUAAACUUAUUGCCAGAGCUGUCAAGAAUUCCUUAGUUGUAGAGGUGAAUUUAGAAAAUACCAAAAUCAGGAGGAGGCAUCCACUUGGGCAGAAACCUCAGGAUGUGGAUGACCGAACUGUAUAUGCGGAGCUACUUCCAAAGAAUGUUAACCACAGUUGGAUUGAUCGGGUUUUUGGUAAAUGUGGCUCAGUUGUCUAUAUUAGCAUUCCCAGAUACAAAUCCACAGGUGACCCAAAAGGAUUUGCAUUCAUUGAGUUUGAGACUCAAGCACAAGCUGCUAAAGCCAUUGAGUUCUUGAAUAAUCCUCCAGAAGAAGCACCAAGAAAGGCUGGGAUUUUCCCCAAGACUAUAAAAAACAAACAAGUUCCGGAGUUAGCAGUCUCUGAGUCAAGAGAGCUUGAAGAGAAAAAGAAGAAGAAAAAGAAAAAGUCUAAGAGUAGAAAAGAGAGCGAGGAAAAAGCUGAGGAGGAAAAUAAUGAUGCGCCUUCUAAAGAGGAAAGGCCUAAGAGGCAUCGCAGUGUGUCAGAAAGCUCAAUGACGGAGUCAUCAGAUACUAAUAAACACUCAUCAAGAAGGGAAAAGAAGAAGAAAGAUAGAGCAGAGAGCUCUGACCAAUCUGAUGAGGUUAGAUCAUCCAAGAGAAGACGUACCGAAAGCAGCUCAGAAGAGCAUGACUCCUUCUAUUCAAAGCAAAGGAAAACCCAUUCUGAAUCUGUAGAUUCAAAGUCUUCUAGAGACCUUCUGGAGUGUAAAGAGUUAUCUACAGAAGAAGAAGAAGAAAAGGAAAUAAGUGACAAGAAAGACACAUCUGCUCUGAAAGUAAAACGGAAAAGAAAGAAGAAACAUAAGGAGAGGCAUAAAGUUGGGGAAGAGGUGAUUCCACUCCGAGUCCUGUCAAAAAAAGAAUGGUUGGACCUGAAAACCGAAUACUUGUCUCUUCAGCGAGCCAGCAUGGCGUCCCUCAAAAAGUCACUAAAUGAAAACGGCUGUCCUUCUACAGGAGGGAUGGAAACUGAACCAAGUGGGCAAAACCUUAACAGCAAAGUAAAUAGUACAAAGAACGAAAACCUGGGACCCCAGUUUGUAUGUGGCGUCAUUGUGAAGAUCACAUGCUCAGAUCCUCUGCCAGUCCGUAAACAUGUUAAGGAGAUAUUAUCUGCAGUGUCUGAAGUGGUGUAUGUAGAUAUGCUGGAGGAGGAUACAGAGUGUCAUGUUCGCUUUAAGACUCCUGAAGAGGCUCAAGCUGUCCUGAAAGCAAGAUCUGAGCUGCAGAGCAAGCACAACUGGAAUCUUCAAAUCCUUACCGGAGACAAUGAGCAGCGAUACUGGCAGAAGAUCUUGGUGGACAGGCAGGCAAAACUGAACAGACCUCGUGAAAAGAAGAGAGGGACUGAAAAGUUGGUUGCUAUAGCUGAGAAAAUCCGUCUUGUUAAAACCCAGGAGGCUUGCAAACACAUCAGAUUCUGCGAUGAACCCUGACACCGGAUUAUUUAGACUGUUUUUUACAUUUUUAAUUUGUCAUCUUGCAGAUACACAACUCUCAGCUUACAGUUUGUGAAUGGACAUUCCUCUGUUGGAUUUUAUGCAAAUACGUGUGUGUCAAACACUGUAUUAGAUGUGA
This is a messenger RNA of Nanorana parkeri, 1928 nucleotides long. RefSeq names its product La ribonucleoprotein domain family member 7 (gene LARP7). Gene Ontology annotation, biological process: RNA processing. Gene Ontology annotation, cellular component: nucleus. Gene Ontology annotation, molecular function: mRNA binding. The record is from RefSeq and is a predicted model, not a curated record. Lineage: Eukaryota; Metazoa; Chordata; Amphibia; Anura; Dicroglossidae. The coding region runs from base 41 to 1786 and encodes 581 amino acids. The transcript has 13 exons.